GUCCACAUGAAUUAUAACUAAGAGGUCCCCCCAACGAAAACCCACAUGAAUUAUUAUUAGCAACGCGACGUACGUCGGAAAAUGAAAGCAGGUUUGGAGAGGGUUAGCUCGUCAUUAGCGGCGGCGCCGUUUGCCGGGAUGGUUGGGAUGGAAGGCUGCGCCAUUGCACUGACGAUAAUGGCGAAAACGGUGCUGUCGGGGGGGAUGGUGAAUCGGAUGGUGAUGAGCCCUUACGUGUUCGUCGUCUAUGUAAAUGCGCUCGGGACUCUCUUUCUGUUUCCCUUUUCCUUUCUCUACCAUAGAUCGUGGUGGUUGGGAUCUGGAGGAGGAAAGAAUAAUGAGAUUCUUGAAGAGAAACAACAGCUACAGCAACAGCAACAACAGCAGCCCGUUUUCCCGCUACUGGUUCGCUACUUCUUCAUGGGUUUUACCGGGAUAGCCCUGUCUCAAAACCUCGCGUUUAUGGGCCUGGUCUACAGCUCGCCCAUCGUCGUAUGUGCAAUGGGCCUCUUGAUCCCUGCCUUCUCCUCCGUCCUUGACGUCCUCCUUGGCGGCAGAGCCAUCAAGUCAACAGACUGGUCAACCUCAACCUUCAAGUUCAAGCUGAUCGGAACCUUGAUCUCGGCUGUGGGAGCAAUCACAGUGGUAACGUACAAAGGCCCUUACAUACGAGAAGCUCGCCCGUCUCCUUCCCCUCAUCUCCAACAAAAACAGCACCGUUUCGUCUUCUACUCGUUGGCUGACGCCGACAGUUGGGCCGCCGGCUGCCUCCUGCUCGCCGCUUCUUCUCUCUGUGUCUCGAUUUGGAACUUCCUCCAGGUAUCGUACGAAAUCAUCCGUCGUCGACGACGGCGCGGCGAACGUUAAUUACAUUUUAUUCGGCGUUGAUUCGGGUUGGAUGAUGAAUAUUGAUGACCAGUAUGGCAAUUUGUGUAUGUACGGACAGUCGGACACAGUGAAACGAAAUCCCAAAGUGAUGGAAGUGGCGUCGUGUUAUAACUUAGCCGGGACUGUUCAAUGUGCAAUGUUUGCUUGGAUCGUAGAACGAGACCUCGGUGCCUGGAAAAUCAAGCUUGUUGGCCUGGAAUCUAUGGUCAUUUUGGUCACGGCGGUCUUCGGAAGCAUCAUUAGGAGCAGUGUUCAUAUCUGGAGCGCAAGAGCGAAGGGUAGUUUAUAUGUAGCCAUGUUCCAGCCAUUCAGAAUUGUUUGGGCUACAUUUUUUGGUGUUAGCUUCUUUGUGAAUGGUCUGCACUAUGGAAGUGUGAUAGGAACAGUGGUGUGUGGAAUGGGGUACUAUACGAUACUGUGGGGGAGGAUCAAAGAAGAUGAAGGAAGAAAAGUGUAUGCUGAUGAUGUCAAGUGUUCUUCGGAUAACAGAGCCCCGUUGCUUGUCAAGGACAAUUCCCAAGUUUGAUCAAGAAUUUGUUUACCUAGCUAGCUAGCUACCCUGUCUGUCCACUUUCUAGAGAGUGUAAAAAUUGUACAUUGUCAAGCCUAGCUUUUGUUUUAAAAAAAAGAGAGUCAAGCCUAGCUGAUCCAUCUUUUCUAGUGUGUGGAGUCUAGCUAGUAGCCAUUUGAUGAUUUGAACAUAAACAACUAGUUUAUCCAACCUGUUUAUCGUUUAGUUAUUUUGUGAGAUUGUGUGAAAGUUUGAAACUACCCAACGGCCAAUACGGAAUACUAAACACUUAUACUAGCUUUGAGCUCGGC
This is a messenger RNA of Linum tenue, 1710 nucleotides long. The record is from the annotation of a GenBank genome assembly. Lineage: Eukaryota; Viridiplantae; Streptophyta; Magnoliopsida; Malpighiales; Linaceae.